AUGUUUCCUUUUAAUGGUCAAAAUGAAAAAAAGAAAUCAUUUGCUGAUAAAGCUCGAGAAGAACGGGAACAGCGAGAACGACAACGCAUUAAGCAAAAACAAGAUGAAAUCAGAUCACAAGCAGCAGUAGUCAUACAAUCCGCUUAUCGAAAGCAUGUUAAUAGGAAGAAAAAUACCAAUCAAUUGCGAAAAUUGUGGGACAUCGACUCAGGUUUCGCUUCCAAUGAUAAUGGACAACGUCAACCCAUAACAUCCUCAGUAGAAAUCCUUGGUCUUACGUUACUGUUCUUUGCUUUCUUUAAGCCCAAUGAUCCAACCGACAAAACUCGAUUCUCUCAUCUCUGCAGGAUGAUAUUGUCCACCACCAAUUCUACGUCGACGACAAAGCAGAAUACUCAGCAAGCAAUAAUACCGUUUCACUCAUUGCUAUUAAGUAAAUGUUACAUGGCUUCGACUCAGAAAUUGAUGAAGAAAAUUCUUUGGCAGUGUGUUGUUUAUGUAACUGGACAUUCUCACAAUAACACCGGUGUACCUUCGAGCCCCAUUUUAUAUCUAUCUGGAUCAGAGCUGAUACUUUUGAUUUACUUUCUAGAUCCCAAAAAUUAUGUUAUAAAGGGAAAAUCCACACCUCUGGAUCAGCACUUGUCAACCUUUCGUAGUUAUAUAGUAGACCAAGGUUUUUAUGAACAGAUCAGGAAUGGGAUGAUUCUUAGAGCAAAUUCGAUAUUAUCUUUCAAAUCAAGAUCGACAAAGAUUAAAUUGGCGGCUGAUGACGAGAAGAAGUUGAAAUCGACACAACUAUGGUUGACGGCAUGCCUUCGAUGUUGUUUAUUUGUAUUGAACUUUAGUGAUGAUGAGGAGGAAUGUAUUGAACAGUCAACUCCUUUAAGUGGAACCUUUGGUAAAUUUAUCAGUCGUGUUCUGUCAAUACCAUGCCUGGUAUCGUGCUUCGACGAUAUCUGCAUGGGUAUGAUCCGGCAAUAUCACAUUUCGUCAAGGAUGAUUCACGCACUAUGUGGCACCGAAAGUUCGAAGAAAAUAUUAAGUUCCAUGAGCGGAAAUGACACGGUGUUCCUACUGGGAAAUCUAACAGAACUUAUGUCAAGGAUAGAUAUCAUUUCCCUUCGUAAAAAUGAGAUUAGGCAGAAGACAAACUUAACUGUCCACUUAUCAAAUCACAAUCCAACAAAAGAUGACAAGAGAUAUUUCGUUGUUCAACCUGGUUCAAUAAAAUUUCAGAAUUUCAUACAGUCCGUUAUAAACCUACUGCAACAUUGUCAAAAGUUCGUGUCCACGAAGCAGUCGAAUACGCAUUAUCAAUACCAUCCUAUUUUUAUGUGGUAUUCAGGAAAUACGGACCCAAACAUCCCUGCGUCACAUUUCAAUAAAUUAAUCAAUCAACUUGAAUUCCUCUGGCAAAGACAAUUAUUGCUUGGUGCAUUUGAUCAUAUUUUGAACUUUAGGCUAAUGCCACACGAUAAUGUUGGUCCCAGCAUAUCCAAAUCCACGUUCAUGGACAAGAAAUCGAGCCUGACAUCUAGCCAAACAACUCUGCUGGCAGUCGAGACGCAGAUAUUGUGUAAAUUGUAUGUUAUGCUUUCAAAACUAUUAGGCGUCCAGAAACACGAUAUCAUGAUGAACUUGACUUUUUUGCCAGGUUUUGUGCCUAGUUUGUGGAAGUUCAUGAUGUGUUUGGGUCCUAAAGGCCGAAUGAAAAUAUUUUUGACAGACGCAGUGGUUAAAGAACCGGAAAGAGAACCACUGAUCGAGAUACUGGGUUUAUUCUGCGAGUGUUGCGACAUAUCAUUACUAACCUUGGAUGAUGAAGAAUUAUACGAAAUGCAAACAACCUUCACAAUAGAAAAUGACUUGAUUCCCAUGGCUACAUUUUUUAAUAAAUUUUGCUUCGCUCUCCUUAGUCAUUCGUCUCCUGACAAUUAUCCUCCCGCUAUAUUCGAAUCUGCACGAAGGGUUCUGCUGCAAUUGCAUUCUCGUGAUACCCGACGUUCAUUCAUCGGAUCCGACAACACCUGGUUGCUCAUUAAAGAUCCGAAGAAGUCUUUACCUGUGUCGUUCGCCAACUUUUUCAAGAAAUCAAAAGAUAGUAACAAUAACACGUUGGGAACUUCCUUUUUGGAAAGAAUUCGCGUUAAUGAACCUAUCUCUCUUAGGAUCUUGAAUUUAUUGCCCCACACAAUUCCUUUUGAGACCAGGCUUGAAAUAUUUCGUGGAUUUUUGCAAAAUAGUGUUACGUCCAAUAACGAUGUAUUUAUCACGGUCCGAAGAAAUUAUGUAUUGGAGGAUGGGUAUAAACAUUUGGGAGGGUUGACGGCGGUUCGUACGAAAGGUGCAAUUCGAGUAAAAUUCAUUAACGAGACUGGAGUGGACGAGGCUGGCGUGGAUCAAGGCGGUCCCUUCAAAGAAUUUAUUACACAGUUGAUUGCUGAAGCGUUUGAUCCAAAGCGUGAUCUAUUUUCUUCUACCUCGAAUAAUUCUUUGUAUCCCAAUCCUCACGGUACAUCCACAAAGCUAUCAUUAUACUCAUUCUUAGGACGAAUGAUAGCAAGAGCUGUGCAAGAGGGAAUUUUGUGCGACGUUCAGUUUGCCGAGUUCUUCUUGAGUAAGUUAUCCGGAAGAGCGGUAUUUUUAGAAGAUCUGAUCGGAUUGAAUAAUGAAUUAUGGAAGAACUUGAUGUUCUUGAAGAGAUAUGAUGGUAAUGUGGAAGACUUGGGACUAUAUUUCGCCAUAGAUGAAGAGAUCAAUGGAAGAAUCAUAACCAAAGAACUUAGACCGGGUGGUUCACACAUGAUGGUAACCAACGAAAAUAGAAUUCAGUAUUUAUAUUUGAUGGCGGAUUAUCGGUUAAAUAAACAAAACAAGGAACAAACAAAAGCCUUCAUAGACGGGUUUCAGUCUGUAAUUCCGGAAAAUUGGUUGAGAAUGUUUUCGCCUCCGGAGCUACAACGAGUGAUCUCGGGCGAAGAUGUUGAUUGGGAACCUUCAGACUUGCGUAAAUGCGCAGUGUAUCAAGAUGGAUAUUUUGACCAACAUAGGUGCAUUAAAAAUCUUUGGUCAAUACUGGAAGAUUUUGAUUCCAAAGACAGGAGGGCAUUCUUGAAAUUUGUCACAAGCUGUUCAAAGCCGCCGCUUGGGGGUUUCAGAUUUUUACAACCACAGUUCACUGUCCGCCUGGUGUCGUUGGAGCAUGAACAAAGCCACGAAUCCAGGGCUGUUCUCGAACCAGUCAAGGCCUUCUUCAAUAUUGGAAACUCCAGGUCUGCAUCGAAAGGAAGAUUACCAACAAGCUCCACAUGCUUUAACCUCCUAAAGCUUCCAGCUUAUUCUUCAAAAUCUAUCAUGAGAGAGAAGUUGAAAUACGCCAUCAAUUCAAACACCGGUUUUGAACUCUCUUGA
Acaulospora morrowiae is the source of this 3414-nucleotide messenger RNA. The record is from the annotation of a GenBank genome assembly. NCBI's taxonomy places the organism in Eukaryota, Fungi, Glomeromycota, Glomeromycetes, Diversisporales, Acaulosporaceae.